ACCUGUAGUUCGCCAGCCCCCGCACAAUAUAGUGUUGGCCAAUGUGCCUGCCUGGACCCUCUGUGCCUAUGGCUGGACCACCCCAAACAGGAUGACGGCAGGUCGUCAUGGAAACUGCGUUACGCUAGGCUCUGAGCAAGAAGGGGGGAGCAGGGGUAGAAAACAAGAACGAGAAGCUAAAGAGUUUCAUUUCAGAACCACGCGCUCCAUGGACAGCGCCAGUGAGCUCUAAGCUUUGUUCCACGCCGAAUGACCCUCUCAGACGAAACUCCAGACGAGCAGAUUCACAUCACCAGUCCACAACCCAACAAAACUAAUUGGACCUGAGGCUUGUGAAUACCGAUUCAACUAAAGAAGGUUCGAAAAGGCCACUGCAACAGCAUGACGGAUCAGAGCACCGCUCAGCGGUUCCACCACCUGACUGCGGAGCAGGUGGAGGUCCUGGAUCAGGUUCUGUCCGAAGUGGUUCCCAUCCACGGCCGUGGAAAUUUCCCAACACUGGAGCUGCGGCCCCGUGACAUCAUUGCGGCGGUCCGCACCCGUCUGCAGACACAGGGCAUCACCGUGAGGGACGUACGUCUGAAUGGAUCCACUGCCAGCCAUGUUCUGGUCCGAGACAACGGGACCAGCUACAAAGACCUGGACAUCAUUUUUGGUGUGGAGCUUCCGAGGCAGGAAGACUUUCAGGUGAUAAAGGAAACAGUGAUGGGCUGCCUGCUGGAGUGUCUACCUGCAGGGGUGAACAGAGAGAGGAUCAGCAGCUCCACCAUGAAGGAGGCCUAUGUCCAGAAGAUGGUCAAGGUCUUCACCGAACACGACCGCUGGAGCCUCAUCUCCCUCUCCAACAACAGCGGCAAGAACCUGGAACUCAAGUUUGUGAGCACGCUCAGACGGCAGUUUGAGUUCAGCGUGGACUCAUUUCAGAUCAUCUUGGACCGUAUGCUGGAAUGCUACCUGCUGGAGGAGGAGUCACUGCAGGCAGCCAAUAGACUGGAGCCUAAGGAGCAGUCUUCAGCCAACCAGAGCAAAGAGUCUGUGUCUUUGCCCACCUCAAGGGUGGAGUCCAGGGAUAAGGACAUGGAGAUGGAGCACUCAGACCAGACACAGCUCACAAAGCAGACAGGAUGCACAGCACAGAAGCCACUCUCAGACCAAAAGGAAAUCCAAGUCCUGACACAACACUCAGACCAGACAGAACACUCAGACCAGACAGAACACUCAAACCAGGCGGAACUCUCAAACCAGGCAGAACUCUCAAACCAGGCAGAACUCUCAAACCAGACGGAACUCAAAGCCCAGGAACCACACUCAGACCAGACUGAACUUCUCAUCCAGACAAAACAUUCAAAAGAGACGGAACACUCUGACCAGACAGAACUAUCGGACCAGAAGAAAAAUUCUGACCAGCCAGAACACUCAGACCAGAUGGAACACUCAGAGCAGAUGGAACCCUUAGACCAGUCAGAUCUCUUAGUUCAGACAGAACACUCAGACCACAGAGAACACUCAGAACAGACAGACCUGUCUGAUCACAUAGAACUCUCAGACCAGAAUGAACUCUCAGACCAGGAUAUUUCUGAGUGUUGGGCUGAUACCAGAGAGACACCAGAGACACCAGUAGAAGGACUUCUUGACACAAGAGUCACCAGUGAGGGAACAGAUCCAAACCAGUCAGAGACUUGUGCCUGCAUUUGUGAGAUGCAGGGCAGUGAGUAUGUGUCAGAGGAGAGACCAUGCUACAAAGCUGAGUCUACGAUCCCACAGAACUCAGAUGAUUCAGAGGCAGAGGAACAGAACAAGACAGAUACACACACAGACGCAGAGACACACAAAGACACAGAGACACACAAAGACCCAGAGACACACACAGACACAGAGACACACACAGACACAGAGACACACAAAGACACAGAGACACACACAGACCCAGAGACACACAAAGACACAGAGACACACACAGGCCCAGAGACACACACAGACACAGAGACACACACAGACCCAGAGACACACACAGACCCAGAUACACACACAGACACAGAGACACACACAGACCCAGAUACACACACAGAGCCAGAGACACACACAGACCCAGAGACACACACAGACACAGAGACACACACAGACCCAGAGACACACACAGCCACAGAGGCACACACAGACCCAGAGACACACACAGACCCAGAGACACACACAGACACAGACACAAACACAGACACAGAGACACACAAAGACACAGAGACACACACAGACACAGAGACACACACAGACACAGAGACACACACAGACACAGAGACACACACAGACACAGAGACACACACAGACCUUAAGUCUUUAGAUACAACAAACACAACCGAUCCUCAGGAUGCUCCACAUACCCUGCCCAACCAAGCCUUGGAGAGGAAGUCCCCCUCCCCUCCCCCCUCCAAAGCCCCCAGGCUGUCUCAGAUGGUGGUCCUGAAGCACUCCUCUCCCAAACCCCCCCGGAGGAUGUGCCGUAAGGUAUCCCCAAACAUCGCAUCUAUCCCUGACCCAGCCAACGUCCAUAACCUUGACCACUCCUCUGAGCCCAACUUUAAUUUCAGUCCUGACUCUGACCAUUCUUUAUCUCCCGAUGUAACUCUUCUCUUUGAUCCCAACCCUGACGCUAUCCCAGCCAACUCUGCCCCUAACCCUGCCACAGCAACAGAUCCUCACGGCAACCAUGACCUUUUACCUAACACUGACCGCAGUGCUGUCCCUGAUCCACAAUCCACAACAAAUAUUGCCUUAACCUCUCAGGUUAAUCCUAAUCCUAUCCCAGACUCCAACACUGACCCUAACCCUACCAUAAACUCCAACACUGACCCUAACCCUGCCAUAGACUCCAACACUGACCCUAACCCUACCAUAAACUCCAACCCUGACCCUAACCCUAUUCCUAAACCUGAUUCUAACACUAGCUCUACUCCUGACCCUAUCCUCACUCCUGAUCCUAAUCCUACAACUGAACCUAACACCAACACUUGCCCACAACCAACUCUGGACCUGAAUGCUGCAGCACUACAUGUUACCUCAAUCUCUCAGGUCCUCAGAGAUCUGUCAUCAGAGAUACAAUCAUCUAAGAUCUCAGACUCCGAGUCAGACUCCGCCCAGAUGAUUGGUGACUCGUCUGUGACAGAGAACCAUUCUGAGCCCUCAGGCAAUGCUUCAGAGGGAACACUGCAGUCAGAACCCCCUGACUUAUUAAACAUGCUCACAAACACUUAUAUUAGCCACACAGGCACCACCACACACUCUGACACUACUACUCAUACACCCACCUUGGAGGCAGAUGAUGAUGAUGAUGAUGAUGAUGAUGAUGAUGAUGAUGAUGAUGAUGAUGAUGAUGAUGAUGAUGGAGACAUCUACAUUCAGUUGUCCGAGGAGUCAUCUUCAUCCCCCAGCAGAGUGAAACCUGUAAUUCAUGUCACACAGCACGAGACCCAGGUGCGAUUGACAAGCCUUGACGCCCCUCCUCCUCUCUGCCUCACUCCUCCUCCGCUCUCCCUCACCCCUCCUCCCUUCUGCCUCUCUCCUCCCCCCCUCAGCCUCGCUCCUCCUUCCCUUUCCCUUCCCCCUCCUGCCUUCUGCAUUGCACCUCCUCCCUCCCUCAAGCCAAUCACCGACCAGAGUCCUCCUCGUACACCUCCCCCUACCCGUAGCCCUCCUCCUCCCCUUGUUUCUCCUCCUCUCUGUUUUACCCCACCUCCUAUCAGUGUCACCCCUCCUCCCCCCAGUCCUCCUCACUCCUCCAGCUUUGGCCCCUCUCCUUUCUCCCUCACCCCUCCUCCCAUCUGCCCUACAUCACCCUUCCGUCUCUCCCCACCUCCUCUCUCCCUUUCUCCUCCCCCUCUCUCCCUUUCCCCUUCUCUCCUUCAAUUUUCUCCUCCUUCUCUUCCCCCCACCCCUUCUUGCCCCUCCCCUCCCUCUCCUCCCCUCUCUCCGUCCUCUCCAGCCUUCUCCCUCUCCCCCUCUCCUCCACUCUCCUUCGCUCAGCCGGCACACACAGUGGAAUCUAUACCCUGUGUUUCCCUGUCUUCAACCCCGGAGCCUUCGUCAGAGAACACAGGGACUGAGAGACAGCUGUCACAGCCAUCCUCUCAGCCAAACCUGCCUCGACAGGACACCCUGAUAGUAGAUAGUAUGUCCCUAAAGGCCCUGCCUUCCCCCCAGGCCUUAAAGACUGCCUCAUUCACACCUGCCACUUUCAACCCCUCCUCAGUCCCCCUGGCUCAGUUGGCCCAUCUACCAGGUAGGACACAUGAUUCAGCUUCCACAGAGGUGUCUGGAGUGGACAGCAAGGCCCCAAAGGCAUCCGGAAACACGCCUGUGCAGAAAACCAUCCCUCGCACCUCCAGUGGCUUGCCCGUCGUGGAGGUCCUGGCAGAGAGCAUGUAUGGGGACUUUGAGGCCGCCAUGGAUCACCUGAGGUACCGGCUGAUUGCCACACGGAACCCGGAGGAGAUCCGGGGUGGGGGUCUGCUCAAGUACAGCAACCUGCUGGUGAGAGACUACCGCCCGGCCAGCGAGACCCAGAUCAAGACGCUGGAGCGCUACAUGUGUUCGCGCUUCUUCAUCGACUUCCCUGACGUGCAGGAACAGCAGAGGAAGAUCCUGUCCUACCUGAGGAAUCACUUCAUCGGCGAGGAGCGGAGCAAGUAUCAGUACCUGAUGACCCUGCGGCGCGUCGUCGACGACAGCACGGUGUGCCUGAUGGGACACGAGAGGCGGCAGACGCUCAACAUGAUCACGGUGCUGGCGCUGAGGGUUCUGGGAGAACAGAACAUUAUCCCCAACACGGACCAUGUGACCUGCUAUUACCAGCCCGCGCCAUACCUGGCCGAGCACAGCGCCUCCUACAUUGCCGAGCCAAGCUACUGCAGCUACUAUAUACCACAGGGAGGUUCGACCCUACUGUACCAGCCCUAUCCUUUACAUCUACACACACAGACUGGCCUGGUCUAGCAAAGGACACACUGUGUAAAAACCACCAACACUGACCUAGACCUAGACCAACACUAAUAUAUCAUGUAGGUCUUUUUCCACACACACAUAGCAGCUCCGUCUGUGUGAGGUCUGUGGUAUGAUUAUAGGUAAUUAUCCACCCUUUGUGGCAAAAUAAUAAUUCUCCUGAUAUUGAAGACAUUCUGUGAUGAAUGUAUGAGUCACACCUUGGCUCCCGGUCUCCCUGGGAAACGGGUGCACAGUUGAUACACAAGCACAGGCAGGGAGAGAUACACACACACACACACACACACACACACUGUUUCUCCGCUACACAGUCGAAUGCACCCAUAUUGUGCUCACACACACAAAGCUCUAUCUCUUCCAGACUCAAGAAUCCGUGUUCAAUAUUUCCAUGUUCUUAUUGUGUUGUUCUAAACAAGUUUGUUCUGAGUGCGAAAGUGGCCUGUUGUUGGAUCUUUCAAUAUUUUGCAUGGGUAACGAGGACUGUUUCUCCCCACUGCCAAAUACUAUGUGAGGACUUAGCUCCCAAAUCUUACCUAAAGGGGUGUGUGUAGCUGGAUUAGUGUUUGUGAAAUGCAAAAAGAUUAAGAGGAUAAUUAUAUACAGUAUUAAUCUACCAGCGGGGGUGCCACAUGGGCUGCCUAAGAAGGUUAAUGGCAUUUAGUGUUGCACACACAGACAUAGACACAGACACACACGGUUUUUGCAAUUCAUACAUUAUAACAUGUACAUCCAUAAUUUAAACAACCAGAAACAGGUUCAGAAGCUUUUUUAUAACUUAGUCAAAGGUCGGUAGGACAAAUCAAUCUAUUUUUACAAGACUUUCAGAGAAAUAAGUAAAUUAAUAUAAAGUCAGUCACACAAACUAAAACAAAAUCACGAUGUCUUUGCAAUACACUGUACAGAUGACUGAAUACUGGAUAUUGUACACCAAUGCACGAUAGGGUAUUGUUUUCAGGUGAAUCAUGUGAGUAAUGUCAUAUUUCUUGUGGAGUCUUGGGUAUAAUGUGAUGUAUAAGCUAGUGUUACUGUGUUUUGACUUACUGUGCAAAUGUUGACUUGUUAAGAGGUCAGUCAAGUGACCACCCAUGAUGUGGUCAGGUUUUGGUCAUCGUUUGGUCAUCUCUAAGGCCUGAUAAGAUAUGUAAAACCAAACCUGUCAGAACACACACACACUCACGGAACUAGUCUGAAACCACAGAGAAAGAAGAGAAAAAAUACAAGAUUCAUAUCCACUCGGAAGCCCUCAUAAAAUGACUGUGACCAAAGAUGGCCUAGGAGGAAACUCAAGUGCCUAAAUGAGAGACAUCAGCAUGCCUGUAUUAUUGCACUGGGGUAUGGGGAGGGAGGUGGGGGCAUGGGAAGGGAGGUAUGGGGAGG
Osmerus eperlanus (European smelt) is the source of this 6366-nucleotide messenger RNA. RefSeq names its product mucin-2 (gene tent5d). Lineage: Eukaryota; Metazoa; Chordata; Actinopteri; Osmeriformes; Osmeridae. The record is from RefSeq and is a predicted model, not a curated record. Gene Ontology annotation, biological process: mRNA stabilization. The transcript has 3 exons. Bases 382 to 4983 code for a protein of 1533 amino acids. Gene Ontology annotation, molecular function: poly(A) RNA polymerase activity; RNA binding.